Microtus oregoni (creeping vole) is the source of this 402-nucleotide messenger RNA. Its product is annotated as lymphocyte antigen 6G6e-like. Gene Ontology annotation, cellular component: plasma membrane. The record is from RefSeq and is a predicted model, not a curated record. Bases 1 to 402 code for a protein of 133 amino acids. Lineage: Eukaryota; Metazoa; Chordata; Mammalia; Rodentia; Cricetidae. Gene Ontology annotation, molecular function: acetylcholine receptor activator activity; acetylcholine receptor binding; transmembrane receptor protein serine/threonine kinase activity. Gene Ontology annotation, biological process: desensitization of G protein-coupled receptor signaling pathway; acetylcholine receptor signaling pathway. The transcript is spliced from 3 exons.
AUGGGUCCCUCGGGCGCCUUCCUCGGUAUCCUGUUCUUCUCUGGGGCACUGGGUCUCACCACUUCCCCAGCCAGAGGACGACUCCAGUGUUACACCUGCAGCUUUGCCAAGCCCUGCAACCCGGUGCUCACAGAGUGCCAGGAGGACGAGGUGUGUGGCAUCAGUGUUGGCACCUCAGAUCAGGAGGAUGAGGUCAUCGAGCGGAAAGGCUGCCUCCCUAGGACCCAGUGCCCUCUGCUGGGCCGUGCCACAUACUGGUCACAGCCUUACGCUCUCCGCCACAAAUGCUGUGAGCAGGACCUGUGCAAUACGGCAGCCUCGCAGCGACUCCCAAGCCAUCCCCACGCCACCCUCCUGCUCCUUGGUGCCAUCUUUGCCUGGGCUGCACAUAUCUUCAUCUAG